This is a messenger RNA of Trichosurus vulpecula (common brushtail), 2610 nucleotides long. RefSeq names its product AAR2 splicing factor (gene AAR2). The transcript has 3 exons. Lineage: Eukaryota; Metazoa; Chordata; Mammalia; Diprotodontia; Phalangeridae. Bases 144 to 1298 code for a protein of 384 amino acids. The record is from RefSeq and is a predicted model, not a curated record. Gene Ontology annotation, biological process: spliceosomal tri-snRNP complex assembly.
GCACUUCCGGCGCGCGGCGGUAGCGGCCACCUAGGAGAAGCCUUCAGUCGCGGCUGGGAAACGAUCCCUCGGGGCGUCUCGGCCACCGGUCCUCAGUCCGCCGGGGCCGCCGCGGCCCGAGCUCGGGUCAAGGGGAGUCCCCGAUGGAUCCGGACCUGGCCCGGAGCCUCUUCUUCGAGGGCGCCACGGUGGUGGCCCUGGACGUGCCCGAGGGCACCGAGUUCGGCAUCGACUGCAGCUCGUGGCGGGUGGGCCCGCGCUUCCGCGGCGUCAAGAUGAUCCCUCCGGGCGUCCACUUGGUGCACUACAGCGCGGCGGGCCGCAGCCCCGCCAGCACCCGCGAGACAGGCCCGCGCACGGGCUUCUUCGUGACCCUGCGGCCGCGGGGGCUGCGCCUGCUCCGCUGGGACGCGGCCCGCGAGGAACUGGACCUGAGCCCGCCGCCCGAGGAGCAGCUGGAGGCCGUGCGGGCCAACCUGCAGGAGCUGGAUCGCUUCCUGGGGCCCUACCCCUACGACCUGCUGAGGAAGUGGGUCUCCCUGAGCAGCUGCCUGAGCGAGGAGGCCGUGCAGCGGCUGCAGCCCGAGAGCGGGCAGAUCUGCGCCUUCUCCGAGGUGCUGCCCGUGCUGCCCCUGACCUACACCAAGGACCGCGCCGAGCGCGGCCCGCCGGCCUGCGCCGCCGAGUGCAAGAGCUACCAGGAGGGCCUGGCCCGCCUGCCCCAGAUGAAGCAGAAAGCCGGCACCGAGAUCCGUUUCACCGAGUUGCCCAAGCAGACCUACCCCGACGGCGCCAGCCCGGCAGAGAUUACCAAGCAUAGCAUGGACCUGAGCUACGCCCUAGAGACUGUGAUUAACAGUCAGUACUCCACCAACCCCCAGGAUGUCCUGGCUGAGCUGCAGUUUGCCUUCAUCUGCUUCCUGAUUGGGCAUGUGUAUGAUGCAUUUGAACAUUGGAAGCAGCUGCUGAACCUCCUGUGCAGGGCAGAAGAAGCCAUUGGGAAGUACAGCGCCCUCUACAGCCGCCUCAUUUCCAUCUUGUACCAUCAGCUGGCUGAGAUCCCUGCUGACUUCUUUGUGGACAUCAUCUCUCAAGACAACUUCUUAACCAGCACCUUGCAGGUUUUCUUUUCCUACAUUUGCAGCGCCACUGUUGAUGAGACACUGAGGCGGAAGGCAGAGAAGUUCAAGGCCCAUCUGACUAAGAAAUUCAAAUGGGACUUUGAGGCAGAGCCAGAUGACUGUGCCCCAGUGGUGGUGGAGCUUCCAGAAGGUGUUAACUUGGAAGUGACAGGCUAACUAACUCUGAGACCAUGAGCAAAUGAUUCUCUUCUUCCCAAGAGGCCAAUCAUCUUGAAUUUGAAGCUCCUUUCUGCCACGUGUCCUUUUGAACUGUGAGGGCAGCCAGAGUUCCGUUGUCUCUGGUCCCAUUUCAGGUGUUUGGAAUAGGGUGUCCAUGUCUAAUAACCUGGGUCUCCCUGGGCCUUUAGUUUGGGUCCUUCCCACUUCCUUCCAAAGCUUGGUAUUUUACUGGCCUGAUUGAAUUUCACCAAAACUAACUCUUCUGUAAGAUCUUCAAAGAAGCUACCUGAGUGACAACUUAAUUCCUUCUAAAGGAACAGAGAAAUUGAACUGGGAGGGAGAGCCACCGAGUUUUCCUUGGGAAAAGUUUGCCUUGGGAUAGGUUGGUUUUUUUUUUUCUCAGAAACUACAAACUCUCCCUUUGUUAGUAUUUGAUAUUAUUAUUUUCCCUAGAUGUCCUUCAAAGCUGGGGAGUAGUAGUGACAGGUGAGGAGAUUACUGUGCCUGCUAAAUUUUAAUAUUGUUGUUUGAUGUUCAGAAACAAGAUGUCUCUGAAGGAAACCCAGAUGUAUGUGAGGUAUGGAAGACAAUUCAGCAGAGUCUGAGGACUAGAGUAGUUUUCACCGUCUACUUAAAUUGCAUUCCACUGGAUCCAUACCUAGAGGGUGGGCCUGGAACAGCCACUUGCAUUGCCUGAUACAGUCCCUAGACAUACCCUUUUCUGAUCCUUCUGGAAUAGGAACCCCAGCCGUGUGAACUGACGAGCUUCUCUGGAACUUCCUGGUGAAGGAAGACUUCCCAUGAUGGCUUUUGGUGUUGCUGUAAUUCAACAGCAAGAAGAAAGAAAAGCUCCUCCUCCCCCCUCCAACAGUUGUUUCCAUACGUUAUGGAAGCUUUGUGGCCCAUGUUGGGACCUCCGAAUAGUUUAUAAUUUUACCUGACUUCCCUAGGCCUUAGUGCCAUUUCUCCUGGCCUCUUCCUCCCCGUUUCUUCCCUGUAACUGUCAGGUCUUUCUUAUUUAAUUGAAGCAUCCAUAUAGAGUGGAGCUCAAAGGUUGUGCCAAUAACCUGUAGGCAGUAUGUUGUACUUAAAGGGACACUGCCCCGAACUGCUCACCUUGUCAUGUUGUACAACAGAACAAGCCCCCGCUGCCACUUUCUUUAACGCGUAUUCAGGUGCUUCAGCUUUUGAAUGAGAAUCCUGACUGGGUAGGAUUUUUAGUUCCACUUGUUUCCUUGGAGAUUGCUUUAUAAGGUUGGAUGUAUUAAAUCUUUUCCUUAAGAAUAAAAUUGUUGUAUGUGAAUCUCUA